GAUACCAAACUCAUGGAUCGCAUUUUACUCCGCCACUUACUUGAUCUCGCGCAAGCGAAGCUAGCAGUCGCGUCUGGACUUCCCAGAAACAACAAGACCUUCCGCAUUACACAGUCAUUCCUCUGGAGAGAGGCACUGUCUUCCUCCCAGACAACCCCUGAGCGCGUGCAAGCUGCCAAGAAAUUAUUGAAUGCACCAGGGUUGUCUCUUGAUGCCGCCACGAAAAAAUUCGCCUUAUCCGACAGCGGGAUGAACAUCGUGGUCCAGAGACCAUCGGUGAUUCGUGACAUGGGAGACAGCGCAGCCCACCCCAAGCAUGUAUCAAGGGAGGCGUUUAAGAAAAUAAUUUCGCGACACGCUGUCGCCGCAAAUCACGACGGACUUCAUGCUAUCUUAGAACUUGUUGAUCCUGUAACUCAGUCCACCUGA
Messenger RNA from Suillus clintonianus, 429 nucleotides. RefSeq lists its product as uncharacterized. The transcript has a single exon. Lineage: Eukaryota; Fungi; Basidiomycota; Agaricomycetes; Boletales; Suillaceae. The annotation marks the transcript as partial. The record is from RefSeq and is a predicted model, not a curated record.